Messenger RNA from Phycodurus eques (leafy seadragon), 2443 nucleotides. RefSeq names its product WD repeat domain 74 (gene wdr74). The coding region runs from base 116 to 1447 and encodes 443 amino acids. Gene Ontology annotation, molecular function: protein binding. NCBI's taxonomy places the organism in Eukaryota, Metazoa, Chordata, Actinopteri, Syngnathiformes, Syngnathidae. Gene Ontology annotation, biological process: ribosomal large subunit biogenesis. The transcript is spliced from 2 exons. Gene Ontology annotation, cellular component: preribosome, large subunit precursor; nucleolus. The record is from RefSeq and is a predicted model, not a curated record.
GAAGAAGUCGAAGAAUGACGUCAGUUACGCGCGACCCGGCCACCGGCGAGGAAACGCGUGCUCGGUUUCGCGAAGUACGACAAGACGAGCGAGCAGUCGUCGAAGCCCCCGCGACAUGGGCGACAGCAGCCGACCGUGCACCGUGUGGCUGGGCUCGGAGACGGGCAUCCUGAAAGGCGUCAGCGUGUCCCGCAGACAAGCCUUCAACUUCGGCGAGAGCUCGCAGCUGAGCCGCCAGCACGAGGUCCGGGCGCUGUGCUGGGCCGACGCGGCCGAGAGCGAGCUGCUGGUCGCCGCCGCGGACGGGACCGUCAAGACGUUCAGCCUGGAGAAGGGAGCCUUCACCGAGGCGCGACGCUGCGGCGACCCGGCCGAGGACGGCUCCUUCGUCGGGCUGGCCGUGCUGGACGGCGGCGCGGCCCUGGUGACGUGCGCCGAGGGCGGCCUGCUUCGCGUCUGGAGGGACGAGAGCGGCGAGCCCUCCGCGGAGAUCCGCGUGGGAAGCGACGUGGCCCGCAUGAGGCAGAACCCGGAGCGCCGGCACAAGGUGGCGACCGGCGGUAAGGACAAUUGUCUCAAGGUGUGGGACCUGGAGAAGCCCGACCAGCCCGUGUUCACCGCCAGGAACCUGCGGAACGACUGGCUGAAUCUACGGCGGCCGCACUGGGUCAAGGACACGGCCUUCAUACCGGGCUCCGACAAGGUGGUCACCUGCACGGGAUUCCACCAGGUCCACGUGUACGACCCCUCCACGCCCCAGCGGCGCCCCGUCCUGGAGGCCACCUUCGGGGAGUACCCGCUGACGGCGUUGUCUCUCCCCGCCGCGGGGGGCUCGGUGGUGGUCGGCAACACGCACGGUCAGGUGGCCGUGCUGGACUUGCGGAAAGGCCUGGUGCGGGGGUGCUUCAAGGGCCUGUCCGGGGGCGUGCGGAGCCUGCAGUGCCACGCCGCGCAGCCCUUGGUGGCGUCCUGCGGCCUGGACCGCUUCCUGCGCAUCCACAGCCUGGAGGACCGGCGGCUGCAGCAUAAGGUUUACCUCAAAUCCCGACUCAACUGCCUGCUGCUCGCCAGCCGAAGCCUGGAGGAGGCACGGGGGGACGGCGGCCGCGAGGUGAAGGAGGAGGAGGAGGAGGGCGACGACGACGACGACGUGGACGAGGUGUGGGAUGGCAUGGAGCGGGUGGAGGAGCGAGCGGAGAAUCUCAAGAGGAAAACGUCGGCGGAGGUAGAGGAGAUGAACGCGAAGAGGAAAGCACGAGGAGUGGAGGAAGGAGAGAAAACAUGCAAAGAGCGAGACGAUUCGGAGAGGCAAGCACCGGCAGAGGAGAUGAGAGAGAAAAUAUCUGAGGAUCAAGAGGAGAAUCCCAAGAAAGAAACACCGGACGAGGAAGAGGAACAGCCGCAGAAGAACACGACGAAGAAGAAGAGAAGGAAAGCUCAAGCCUGAGAGGCGUUCGUGUUGUGGGACUUUUCACGUCUUAGCUCCUCGGACUGAGAGACCGAUGACACGGGCGAGCGUUGCUUGGAGGGAUGUGCGUACUUUUGUCAUUUUAGCACAGCCAUUAAAAUGACAUUUUGUUGUCGUUGUAUACACGUGCCUGCAACUGCUUUGCCUUAAACAUGAACAGGAAGAUAUAACGGUCCGUGAAUGCAUCAGUUCGGGGAAAAGGCUUUCAAUUUUCAGGUGAAGCUGGGAUUUGUCAAUCGCUUCGAGCGGCGCUUGUCAAACACCUCCCAAAAGUCUUCACUCUCCAAGUACCACCAUCAAAAGACAGUCGCGUAGCAGGCCCGAUUAUUUGAUCAAUUCAUUGAAUCUGAUUGUUUUGUUUUGUUUUUUUAACUAAAAGAGGAUAUCAUUUCAAAUUGACACAAACAUAAAUCGAUGAUGAUUCGGUUCCCGGUUUGGGCAGUAGCAUUCGUCAGAAAAUCAGCAAAAAUGUUGAUCGUGGUUUUGUAAAAGAAAAGCAGAUAUUUGCAAAUGUCUUAUUUUGAUGAAACACAAAGAUGAUCAGUCCGCCUUAAUAUUCAAAUUCUAUAAUCAUGAAUGUUUACUGCUUUGUUAUUAUAAUACAUAACGAUUCAUAUUGUGAGAGGCAGAAAUUCCAAAGAUUUGGACAAGGUCUAUAAAUGAUAAAAUCCUGAUGGAUGAAUCUGAUUCUUGAUUCGUUGUCAAUACUGUCUACUUGACAGUAUUUUUGGGCAUAAAAACCCAGUAAUAAGAAUUGUUCUCCGCAUGAGCUGGAAAAUGCGAGUGCAAAACGACUGCCUGAUGCGUUCCUUGCUCUUCUUCUGUGGUUCUUUCUUAGAGGUUUGCAAAGCAGCGUUAAUGGUGCGCUAGCGCCACCAACUGAUAUUGUCCUGCAGCUGCAAGGAAACCAAUGCGAAUGGAAGGUGGCUGCAUGUUGUGGAGUUUGCUGGCACCACCUAGCGGUGGGGGUCUGAA